Lacerta agilis (Sand lizard) is the source of this 2391-nucleotide messenger RNA. RefSeq names its product calpain 10 (gene CAPN10). Gene Ontology annotation, cellular component: cytoplasm. The transcript is spliced from 14 exons. Gene Ontology annotation, biological process: proteolysis. Bases 296 to 2320 code for a protein of 674 amino acids. Lineage: Eukaryota; Metazoa; Chordata; Lepidosauria; Squamata; Lacertidae. The record is from RefSeq and is a predicted model, not a curated record. Gene Ontology annotation, molecular function: calcium-dependent cysteine-type endopeptidase activity.
AGGUAGCGCAUGGGGGUUUGUGUGUGUGCGUGUGUUUGCAUCGGGAACAACGGGGUUUUGCCAUUGGUCGUGGCUGCAUCGUGUGCUUCGGACCUUCCUUUGGGUUGGCUGGAGAGAGGAGAUCUCCGCUGCGAUCUGGCUGAAAGACCCAGUUUGUGGGUUCCUUAGGAUGUAUCCGGGGUUUCUGAAUGAAGACUAUUGCAGGUAAAGGGGACGGAAACAGAGAGCAGGCAUGGUUUAAAUUGGAGUCCUGCAGUCUCUGACGUUGAUGCAAAUAUUUGCUGUUUCAUAGAAGAUGCUGGGAGACCGGGAGCUGUCGGAUCUCAAGGGAGAUCUUUACAAGGACCUCGCAUUUCCGGCUAACGACGACUCUCUCUUUUUCAACUACUCGACUCCGUUGGCUCAUUUCAGGGGGGAGAUUUGUUGGCUGAGACCUCAGGAGAUUUGUUCUACACCUCGAUUAUUUUCCGACAAUCAAUAUGAGUGGCAAGUCAAGCAAGGGAUGCUGGGAGACUGCUGGUUCCUGUGUGCCUGUGCCGCUUUGCAGAAGAGUAAAUACUUGUUGGCCAAGGUGAUACCUCCGGGUCAGCCCAGCUGGAGAGAUGAGAAAUACAGAGGCUGUUUCACUUGCCGGGUCUGGCAAUUUGGGCACUGGGUGGAGGUCACCAUAGACGACCGACUGCCUUGCCUGGGGGGCAAACUCUGCUUCUCGCAGUGCCAGACAGAAGAUGUGUUUUGGCUCCCUCUGCUGGAAAAGGCCUAUGCCAAGGUGCAUGGAUCUUACGAACAGCUCUGGGCAGGCCAGGUUGCUGACGCUCUUGUGGAUCUGACAGGAGGCCUAGCGGAGAGGUGGUCCCUCAAAGACCCAGGCCGGAGCACAGAAAGGGAGAGGGCAGGCAAAGUUUUGGAGAAGGGGGUAUUUAGGAGGCUGAUGAACUUGAAAGAGAAAUGCGUAAUGAGCUGCUCUGUCUUCAGCUCACGGCAAGGUACCAGCGAACUGGGGGAGUUCCACGCCUUCAUCGUUGUCGACAUGCAGGACCUCUCCAAAGUGUCCCGGAAGGAGAUCAUCCUGCUGCGGAUCCGUAACCCCUGGGGGAGGCGUUGCUGGAAAGGGCCCUGGAGGGAGGGUGGUCCAGGGUGGAGCCAACUGGACCCUGUGGUUGCUGCGGAGCUGUUGUCCCAGAUCCAGGAAGGAGAAUUUUGGGUCGAAGAGGAGGAGUUCUUUGCGGAAUUUGACGAGAUCAUCACCGGGUACCCGAUUACUGAAGAAGGACAGCUUCAGAGCCUUUACACCGACAGAGUGCUGAGCCACACUCAGAAGCUGUACGGGUCCUGGGUGAGGGGCCAGUCCGCAGGCGGUUGCCGCAACAACAGCACCUUCCCCACGAACCCCAAGUUCUGGCUGAGGGUUUUUGAGCAGAGCGAGGUGUGCAUUGCCCUCCUGCAGAAACACCGCAAGCACAGCACCGACUGGGCGGGAAGGAUCCGCAACUGGCCCCGCUUAGUGGAAGCGGAUCCUGCUUUAAAUGAUGGCACCCAGGGCAAAAAUUACCACGCGGUGGGACUCCACAUAUGGAAGGUCGAAAAGAAACAGUUCAGCCUCCCAAAGACGCUCUCUGCCCCUCCAGUUUCCAGCACCGUUUGCCACUCCUACAACCGAGAGGUGCACCUGCAUUGCGACCUGCCUGCUGGCUAUUACCUGGUCAUCCCCAGCACCUUCCUGAAUGAUGCCGAGGGCAACUUCCUGCUUCGGGUCUUCUCCAGCGGAAGAAUCUCCCUCAGUGAGAUAAAACUCCCGUCGCCCGACAACGCCAUCCGCGAAGAGCUCCCGGGGGGCGAGUGGGACACAGCCCGGCUGGAGGGCUGCUGGAGGAAAGGGCAGAAUGCCGGCGGCAGCCGCAACUUCCCGUCCUUCCACACCAACCCCUGCUUCCCUUUCUCCGUCCCCGCAGGCGUGGGGCAGAGCAGCAUCAAGAUUGCCCUCCGCCAGCACUGCCCAGAUAACAAGUGCCGCCCAAUAGGGUUUCACAUCUUCCAGGUCCCCAGCGACAACAACAAUGUGAAAAUGCCUUCGUCUUCCUUCCUGCACUUGGAGCCAGUGGUUAGUUGUGUGCCCCAUUGCUACUCGCAGGAAGUAAGCCAGCUGUGCCGUCUCUCUUCAGGGAAUUACGCCAUUGUUCCUUCUACGUAUUUGCCAGAUACAGAAGGCAGCUUCACGGUGAUCGUAGCUACCAAAAUAGACAGGAAGAGCAUUCGGAGCAAGGAGACCUUGGGGCAAAGGCUGCAAGAGGUCUCCUUCAAAGCCGUGAUGAAAAUGUAAUUUGAAAUUGGCACACCCAGCAAGGGAGGAAGUGGCCGGGCGCCUCGGGAAAGGCAAUAUACUGUUUUUGC